This is a messenger RNA of Porites lobata, 15180 nucleotides long. Lineage: Eukaryota; Metazoa; Cnidaria; Anthozoa; Scleractinia; Poritidae. The record is from the annotation of a GenBank genome assembly.
AUGGCGAUGAAGCAAAUUAUUCUCCUAAUCACUGCUUUGCUUUUCUGCGCCGAAAAGGGUAAGUCUGUAUCAAGUAAACAAUGAAUAGACUUUUGAUAUCGGCAACGUAGUCUUUUGUAAACGCGUCAGUAACAAAACGUGCCCAUAAAAACAACUUGCCUAAGUGACUAAAAAAAACUAGUUUAAUGACAGAGUUUUUUUUGACUCGGAACCAAAUUGUAAGUUUAAAUAAACCAAGUUUCUAGACUAAAGUCGCCUGAACACUCGACAAUGAAAUGUCGACAUUUAUUGAAAAAAAGAUAGGACAUACAAACUUUAUACGCUCAAGAUAAAAACGUAAGAUGAAAACAGACCUGAAGUUAUGUCAGAGAGAUGGUGAUGGCGAAAAUCCGUGAAAGAAAAAAAAACGUCCAUUUAAUAUAAUCCCCGCCCAGGAACUGAAGAGUCUUCACCUCUCGUUCUUUUAAAAUGUGAGGAGACUCGACAUGUUAAACUUUAGACGUUGUGUUUUUGUUAGUGUAACCCGGCGAGGAUGAGGUUUCAAGUCCUUUGUCUACGAGUAGCUCUUUGAAACUCCUUGAAUUUGUGGGAGAAUCCGUGUUUCCAAUCGCAAAUUGCUCUGCUUGCAGUCCGUUUAAUUUUACGUAAGCGAAAGACCAUCAUAAGCCUCACGAUUAUUUUUCAUUCUAUCUCUGUUUACAUAGCAAAUGUUUCAAAGAUAGAACCUCGAAACGCCGACAAAAAAACCCGAAAAAUAUUGAUUUACAGAGCAAACCAGUUUGACAAGUUUUUAUUUCUGACCAGUAGUCAGCAAUAGCGUUGAUGAAAGCGCGCGAAAACAGGACUCACGUUAGUCUGUCACGCAUUCUCGUUGUAAGUAGGCAAGCGUCAGCAUUUUUACUGAGUUCCAUUUUAUACUCCUUCGAGUUGAUUAAUAAAUCUCUUACUGAACGGUUUAGUGUGUAGUAUCGAGGGACAUUUUUACUCGUCUCUUGUAUUUUGACUUGCCCAACGGGCUCGCCAAAAUAAGGCGUGACUCGUAAAAAUAUCCCACGAUACUACACACCAAACCAUCCAAUAAGAUACAUAUCUUCCAUCGCUUUAUCCACUUUGCUAGGUUGGCUAGGUCUAUUCACUCCACUUCAAGUGUCAACCGUUGAUUACACAAUAACUGUGGCAUAAUUCUUAAAACACUCUGCAAAAGACUAAGAAAUGGGUUUGUCAGCCCUGUGGCUUGAAUUAUAGCCUGAGGCUACUUCUUUUCUUGUCUGGCAUAGUUAGUAGGUGAUACUGUUCAUCUUUGCUGUUCCAGAAAAUGGCCUCCAUUUUGUCUCACCAGGAUGGUCAUCUAGAGAAGAAAGACAGACUUAUUUGAGAUUUUUAAUGUCCUCCAGCUGGAGUCAAGUUUUAUUGAAAACUAGUAAGAUAAUGAUGUUUUCCAAACAUGUCUAAUCAUGGUACAGAGCCAUGCAUUGAUUCAUGAAUCUAGUAAACAUCCGGCAACAUCCAGCCACGUUCGAUUGCUUAUUUGAUCAACAAGAGUGGUAGGCGUCUGAUCAUUCCUUUUACAGUUGGGAAGUGUUUCCGUUCAAUGUUUCUCCAGAAAAAAAGCUGCGAGAUGUAUAGUUAAGUUAUGACUGGAAAGAUAUUGUCACGUUAUACGAAGCAUUCGCGUUCGCGCCGUUAUUGCUUUCAUUGUCAAAAAUAUUAACCUGGGGAUCAUAGUUGAGUUUUUUUUGGUACGGACGAAAAAUGACAUACUUUGACUUUUUAAUAUUCAGGGAAGGUUUGUUUGAAGUCAGCCAGUUAUACAAGUUGUGUAAUUCUGCAUUUACUGUUAGUUCCAGUGUCUUUAAAUCUUUAUGAGCAUAAAGAGCAUUAGUGUCAUCAGCAAAAAGGAAAAAUUGGAGUUUGCUCGAACAAUAUUGGAUGUCAUUAAUAUAAAGCAAGAAGAGAAGUGGACCUAGGACAGAACCUUGGGGUACUCCGCAAUUGAUAUUUAGUUUACUAGAUAUACGAGAUUUCAGUACUUUGUGUGCGAUUUAAUAAAUAAGAGGAAAACCAUUCAUUGAGAAUUCCACGGAAGCUAUAAUAAUUUAGUUUAAGUAAAAUACUAUGAUCCACAGUGUCAAAGGCUUUUUUUAAGUCAAUAAAAACACCACAUGAAAAGAGUUUUUUGUCCAUAUUGGUUUGUAUAGUUUCUACCAUAUCAAGAAUAGCAUGUUGGGUUGAGUGAGCUUGACGAAAACCAUAUUGAGACGAAUAUAAUAGGCUGUGCUUUUCAAUAAAGUCUCUCAUUCUGUCGUACAUAAUUUUUUCGAACAUUCUAUUGAAAUUUGAUAAUAAUGAAAUUGGCCUAUAAUUAGAAGUGUCGGUCUCGUCGUCAGCUUUGGAGAUAGGUAUAAUUUUUGAUAUUUUAAGUUUUGGGGGGUAAGCCCCAAGAGAGACAGAUGUAUUGAGAAUAUCUGAAAGAACUGGAGAUAUGACUUCGCUUGAGUAUUUAAGAAGUUGAGUAGGACAGGAGUAUAAGCCAUGCGAUUUGCUGUUUGGUAUAGAUAAAAUUUGAAAUUGAAUUUCGGAUGGAGUUACAGGUCUGAAGAAAAACGAAAGUUCUGGCGAACUAGAGUUUCUUAGGUAGUCUAUGAAGGGACGCUCUGCAGGUGGUAGUUUGCUUGCUAAGAUGUUGCCAACAUUUGAAAAAUGUUUAUUGAAGAUAUUAGGUACACGCGAGGAAUCAUUAGUAAGGUUAUUGUUGUUAUCUGGGUCUUUUAAUUUACUAACAGAUUUACACUUUCUUUUGCAGCGAUUUAAUAAUUCAUUUAUGCCUUGCCAUGUUUUUUUCAUAUUACUUAAAUUGUUAUUACAAAAGGCGAAGUAAUAGUGUUUCUUACUCAAACGUAUAAGAAUGCAAAUUUUAUUUCGAUAAUAUUUAUACUUUUCCUGAUUGCCAAUUUGGUACAGUCUGUUUUUUUCGUUGAUUGACGUUCUUAUACCUUUUGUAAUCCAAGGCUUAGAAAACUGUUUAAUCCUACGUCGAGAAAGGGUUUUAAUCGGUGCAUGUUUAUUAAUAAUUUUAUUAAAAUUUCUAUAGAAAGUUGAAAAUAGCUCGUCUACAUUAUUUGCGUGCGUUUUAAUGAUGCAACUCCAGUCGAUCGUAGCAAGGUCGCUGUUAAGACUAUCGGGAUUGAAAUGCGAAAGAUCGCGUUUUUUAAUUUGCUUCCGUUUAAUUUUAUCUCUUGUUGAUGUCAAAAUACAAAACUGCGAAAAAUGAUCGCUGACAUCAGUAAUGAGAUUACCGCUGAUUAGCACCUGCUCAGAAUUGUUCACAAAAAUGUUAUCGAUUAAGCUUGCAAAAUUUUUGUGAACACGUGUUGGUUUGUCAAUAGUUGGAAGGAGAUAACAACUUUGAAGAGCCAGUAAGAAGUCGCGACUGUAAUUACAGGUUUCCAUUUUCUGUAGACAUAACAACACCUGUUGUGUACGUGAACGUGCUGUAUGACAUAACGUGGUUGAAAGUAAUUUACGAUCACGGCCAUGAGCAAGAACAAAUAAAAGGCCUUAAGCUUUCGAAACCGAAAUCUGAAUAAUCAUGCUGUUUAGUGAAUUCACUUGUCGUCGUAGGUCAUUACCGUAAGCGAGAGAUAACCUUUCAUGAAAAACGCUUGAGUAUGCAAGCCUAGACCCCUUUUAAGAAGAAAUCUGUUCGCCAAAACUUCUACCGGACUUUAAUCGAGUAUAUGAUCCAAGAUGGCGAUGGAGCAAAUUAUUCUCCUAAUCACGGCUUUGUUUGUCUGCGCAGAAAAGGGUAAGUCUGUAUCAAGUAGACAAGGGAUAGACUUUUAAUAUCAGCGAUGUAGUCUUUUUUAAACGCGUCAGUAACAAAACGUGCUCAUAAAAACAACUUGCCUAAGAAGAAUAAAAAAAACUUAAUUUAAUGACAGAGUUCUUUUUGACUCGGUAAGUUUCUAUGCAGUUUUCAUUCAUAGGCUUUGAGAAUCAGUCUAGUUUUUGGUCUUUCCACUGAUGCUAGUGGAAAAGAAAUGAACAAAUGUCCGUAGCAACACUUACGAAUAAACAACAGGUAGUAAGUCGUUAUUCAAAGCAAAGCGUCAAUGAAGAAUAUUAAAUAGUCAAAGUUUCUUUUUCUCGCCGACAACUAUGCUAAAUUAGAGUUUCCAAGUUAUGAAUAUCGUCGUUUUUUCAUAAAGUAUUACAUAAACUUUUGCAAGUUUUUUUUUUCCAGUGCUAUGGUUUUCUUUUCGUGCUUAGAAACAACCGUGAUUUGACAGCUCUUGCUGAACAUAUUGAAAUGUUUUUUUCAAUGCACUAGAAGAGGGUCUGAAUGGGGGGUCCAUUUGUCGGUUAAAAUUCAGUUACUUUGUCGGAAGUCGGUUAAAAUUUUCGAUCUUUGUCGGUAGUCGGUUAAACUUCUUGAUUUUUGUCGGUUGUCCGAAAAUCUCAGUUAAUAAGUAAAAACGCUUGUUAAUUAUUAAUAUUUUUUAUGUAUUUCACCAAGUUUCAAGACUUUGAUCCCUAGGGAAAGAGUAAAACUUAUAAGUUGCACUUAAACUUCAUAAACGAUCGUCAGGAGCCGAUCGGCUUCUGUGGUCGUUUAUUUCACCAUUGUUUGCCAAAUGAAUAUCAUGCGUACUGAUAAGAUCACCAAACCUUUUACUGUAAAUGCGAACUUGGUUUCUCUGUCGAUUACACGGCACAGUAAAAAGUAAUUAAUUAAUUAAUUGACUCUAGUCUUUUGGAUACUUAAAUUAUCAGCCUAGUGAAAAACUGCAAGGGGUGACAGGCUGCACAUCUAUCCUUUGCCAUAAUUUUCCUUCCUCAACGAAAUAACACUUUAACCCUCGGCAGGAGCCCAUCAAAUGGAGCCUCCAUCUCCCAUACAAGCCCUUGGAGUCAACCCUUUCCCGAGUAGAUUUAUAAUUAGAACGGUUCUCAGGGGAGACUUCGCGCGCCGACGGUGGGAAGAGCCAAUCACAACGACUAAAUGACACUGCUAUUGUACUUCAUGAAACAGCAGGAAAUCCGGUGCUGACAGGCCAAACAAAAUCAUAAGCUAGUAAAACGUGACUUUAGCGUUUUCAUCCCUCAGAGAUUUUCUUUCUCUUCUUUCUAGCGAAUAGAUUAUACUGUGGAGAGUUUUAAACUUUGACUAUGUUAAUCUUCAUUUUGGUUGCUUGUCUCACAUUAAGAGGCCAUGAAGCUGGUCUGUUACAUGCGUAAUGAUUAACUACUACCUGCAGUCUGUAGUUCUGACAGGAUUCGUUUUAUUUCUUUAGCCCAUUUUCUUGAGCGUUAAGGUUCUUAUUUCGGCUAAAUGACUCAAUAUUAAUGAAAUUUCUAGUUUUUCAAGUUUUUUUCCGAAAUGCGUUUUUCUGAAUAAACACUGUGGUUGUCUUGUCCGCUAGUUAGUGUGAUGAUUCCCUGCUAUGUUUUGUAACGCCGAGCCCAGCCAUUGUUUUCUCGCCAAAAAAGUGAUCUACAGAUGCGAAUUCGAAGGAAAGAAUUGGCCUAAACUUCUACAUUAAUUGCUGCGAAUUCUCCUGUUAGUCAGUCAUAAUUCUUUUGGCGCAGAUACAAUCCAUUUUGUUUUUCUUGAGAUAAGAGGGUCUUUGGACUGGAGCGCGAUGUCACAAAUCUCACCGUUAGCAAAUUACUUUUGAGUUAGCUUUACGGUCGAGCAACUGUUGUCUUCUGUUCAACUUUUCAAGUGCCAGUUUUAUCAGGCAAUUCUCAUGGUGAUACAAGUCAGUUGUAAAGGAAGACUGCAAUUUUUCUUAAGCAUUCCUCCUUAGUUGCUUCUUAGAGCUACUUACGUCAUCGCUUUUGCACGCGGUGCUUAACUGACGAAAUCCAGAAUCCACUCCACGGCGAUGACAAAAAUCAAAUGAUCCUGGCACUUUUUCGGCGCUGAUCAUCGAAAAGUUUCAAAUCGUCCACAGAACGCUUAAUCGUCGACUCUUUUCAAGGUGCAUGCUUAAAUGUGGGAUGUAUGACGGCAAAACAAAACAAAGUAGAACCUUUCCGUGAUCCUCAGUUCGCUGCCUUGAUCCCAUCGCUUCAUGCUCAGUCUCAGGCGGGUAAUUCAUUAACUUUUAUUUCAUCCCAGAUCCCAGCGGCUGUAAAACUGUAAAAAUGGACGUAUAGUAAAAAAGGAAAACGGUCGAAGGACGGGCUUCUGAGAUCGCAGUUCGACUUCAUCCAACUUCAUUUUUUUCACGGUGACAUACGAGACUCACGGAAAUAUGACACUUUUCGCGGGAAACAAGCCGUUCUAUUUAUAUAUCUACUCGGGAAAGGGGACAUACAAGGGGGGGGGGGGGUGGAUGCCACCCCCGUUAAGGUUUUCUGGGAUUUUUCCAAGAGGACAAAACAUCAGCACCUGACGUUUUCAGUAGAUGUUCGUUUAUCCUUCGCACGCAUUUUGAGACAAGUUCAGUGAUGAUCAGUUUCUAUGGUUAUGAGGUAUGACGUAAUAAGUAGCAGGUUGUCAAGCCAUUUUGAGUGAAAAUAUAUGUUUUUUUCAACUGUUUUCAACAAUGAAAGAAAAAUCUUGUAGCUAAAAUCAUGCAAAGUGCUUAUUUAUGUGUUAUUAUUUAUGUCAAGCAAUUACCAUUUCUCUUUGUUUUAACCUGAUUUCGAACUCUUUGUAAUAUCCAAGAUGGCGACCAUUGUUGGUGACGUAACAGGCCUCCAGCAGUGCCACCAUUCAUAAAGUAUACCUCAUCUUGUUAAGAAGAUCAAAGGCUUUUCAGUGAAGGCAAAAUCGCUUCGAAAUACUGCAACAUAUCAAAAACUCUGGGGAGGGGUUCCAUCUACCAUCCUCUUGUACCAUGGUGGGGGGUAUGAUUUUGCGCUUACGUCUGAGGGUUAAGUUGGCAAGGUAGUUGGUUUUGUAUGUGAUUACACUUUUACAUUAAAGUUUCUUUUAUAAUAGACACUAAGGGCUUGUAUUGUAUCACGAAAGGCAAUAUUUCUUUUUCUUCCUUGUUGUUUUGUUUCAGGAGCGCUGCUUUUCUCCUGUGAGUUUUACUUCUAAUAGCAAUUUUUAUUUCAAAAUUGUGUGGCCAGCUUCUGUCCAUCAACCGCUUUUUGAAAUCUGAAAUACUUCCUCAAAGGAGUUUGUUCGUAGGAUACUCAAGGCUUCUUGUUGGUCAAAUCCAUUUUAACAUUCGGUGGGCAGGGUGGGUGGUAAGAGGUGAAAAUGUAUAUACUGGAAGGUUUCCGUUUAAAAUCUUCUUUACGUCAAUGAUAGCUUUUUCUCAUUUUUCGUUGAAUGUUGUGCCUUAGUUUACAACGGGGUCUAAAAAGAUUGUCUCAGUGUCAGAUAUUUCGGGCGUAAAUUUCAUAACCAGUAGAGCAGUAAGGAGAAGUAAGUUUACUUGUUCCGUGAAUUUGAAGAAAUCUACCAUGUCUGGUUUACUUAUAUCCCAUAGGGAAAAAAUAUCAACUAUGUAGCAUUUUCAAACAGUUGGUUUAAAAACGAUUUUGCUUAAACUUUGUGUUUCAAUAUAUGCGGCCAUGAAAAUGUUGAAAAGGAAACUGCUGCAUGUGCUUAUCGCGGUACUGUGGUUUCUUACUGACAGUGCUUUCCAUUAAUUGGAAAGAAUUUUCUUUCAGGAUUAAUCUAAGCAUUUCUCGGACCGAAACAAGAAAUGUUCAGUUUUUUCACCUUUGUCUUUUCAAUAAAAUAUAUAAAGUCGGUAGCAUCUUUAAGGACUGUGGCUUCUGUGAUUAUGAUAUUGGUUGUAGUAAUGUAUCCGUAUCAACAAAAGAGGAAGUUCUUUCUGUUAGACCAUCUGAUGAGUCAUAAAUUUAAAGAAGUUACUUCCUAACGGCUGGAAAAAAGUGCAAAAUGCUCUUUUUUUCUGAAACAAAUAUUGAUAAUGUCAGCCCAUGUCGGUAGUCGGUUAAUAUUUUUCCUGUCGGUAGUCGGUAAUUUUUUACUCGUUUUGUCGGUAGUCAGUAAUAUUUUUCGCCCUUUGUCGCUAGUCGGUUAACCCCAUUCACACCCUCCUAGAACAUCGCCAUUUUUUUUUCAGCAGUCUUAGAACUGACUUGCCGGUUAACGGUCUCUUUAUACAAAGCAGAGACCAGGCUCGAAAAAGGGUAAAAUUCCAGCUUGUCGUUUGGACAAACAACUUUCACAUUUUGACUUGCCCGGGACCACUUCUUGCUUGUUUUAGCUAAUGAUUUAGUUAGAGGAUGACAUACUUGGCCCCUUGCCCAUCGGACAAGUGAGGUUUAAAAGUGACUUGUCCCGGACGACCGGACGGGACUUUAUUCAAGCCUCGAGAGACCAUGUUAUUUUGUACAAGAAUUCAUCACGCAAAGAACGUUAUUCUAACUCAGUGUUCAUCGUCUGCAUGGCUAUAUCACUUUUCCUUCACCAUUGUAACUUCACGCACGAUUUAGUUCUCAAACCGCGGAAUGUAAGACAAAAUACACCAAGGCUGAUUCAGACGCCGAACUUUUCAUGUACUUAAUUCAUUGUAUUAGGUUCGGCAAAAGAAAAGUUCGACGUCUGAACCGGGCCUACAGCUCAUUACCCUUUGUAGUUUUACCGCCUACCUAAAUGCCUUUAACAACUGCUGUCAGAGAUUAAUAAAACCAGGAGCCUUUUACAUCGGUUUCUCAGAAACUCAGAGAUAGGGCUUUUGUUCGCAGAGUACAGCAAUAUACAUUAUCAACAAUAUCUUUAGCCAAAAGGUUUUUCUCUCCUUGCAAAAAGGUUAAGAGACAAUAUUGGUGCAGAAAUUAGUUCCCCCUCCCAUGAAAUUUACUGACUAAUAACGCAAUUAAAAUGGGAAGGGAAAAGCUGGCCACAGUACCUUAUGGUGACAUGCUUGAAUUGAAACACACCAGCGGUUUGGAGACGUUUUUGUCUGGUAUCAAAGAAUCAGCCGACAUAACCGGUCACCUCAAAGGUGAUUAAAAUAAACUAAUAAAAGCUACUAUAAUAGCUACUUUGGAGAUAGGUUUACCUAAAAAAACUGUUGGACGCUUAAGGCCCAUUUGGCGAUAACAUUAUCAAAAAUCCGGCCAUAUAUAUUGCCAUAAAAAGUAUCAAGCAUUUAUUUCGGAACAGAACAGGGCUAGAAUUUCGCGCCUCUAGUUUUCGCGGGAUUUAAACCUCGAACGAUUGAUUGAGAAGAUUAGAACCAAUAAGACCAAUUUUAACACAUUUAAUAGAGCAGUUUUCACUUGACUGUCGAAAGUAAUUGAGGAAUUGGUUUGGUUUUGGUUUUACUACGCCCUUUGGUUGGCUAGUGUAUUUACUUUGGUUUUUGUUUUACAACAGUCAAGUGAAAACCGCUCUAUCAUUCUUGACAACGAGCAAGAACAAAUAAAAGGCCUUAAGCUUUCGAAACCGAAAUCUGAAUAAUCAUGCUGUUUAGUGAAUUCACUUAUCGUCGUAGGUCAUUACCGUAAGCGAGAGAUAACCUUUCGUGAAAAACGCUUGAGUAUGCGAGCCUAGAACCCUUUUAAGAAGAAAUCUGUCCGCCAAAACUUCUAUCGGACUUUAAUCGAGUAUAUAAUCCAAGAUGGCGAUGGAGCAAAUUAUUCUCCUAAUCACGGCUUUGUUUCUCUGCGCAGAAAAGGGUAAGUCUGUAUCAAGUAAACAAUGAAUAGACUUUUAAUAUCGGCAACGUAGUCUUUUUUAAACGUGUCAGUAACAAAACGUGCUCAUAAAAACAACUUGCCUAAGAGACUAAAAAACUUAAUUUAAUGACAGAGUUCUUUUUGACUCGGUAAGUUUCUAUGCAAUUUUCAUUCAGAGGCCUUGAGCAUCAGUCUAGUUUUUGGUCUUUCCACUGAUGCUAGCGGAAAAGAAAUGAACAAGUGUGUUUUCACUAGGGCGAUUAACGAGCUCAACAUUCUUUCUAGGAUUUGUUUACAAACCGAAUUUUACUAGUUAAACGUGACAACUGUUUUCACUGUGAAAUUUAACCGGCAAUCUAAGCCACUAACUCAGAGGAUUCAAAUUGCAAAAGCGUCAUAAUAAAAAAUGAAAGGGGACGAAGUGCUUGUAAUGACUUCUCUUGUGAUUAUUUUCGCUGUAUUCUUGCAAAGGAGAAGGAGUUUUAUUCAGCAAAUGAGGCGCAUGUCCUUACAAAUGAGGAAGAUGCGACGAAAUCUUUUAAUUCUGUCAAUUCCAACAACGAAACAACAUUCAGUGCCAUAAUUGGGAUAAGCGCAAGACUAUGUGGGUUUAUCCAAGACCACAAUUCUGGUUUAAGGACUAGCCAAAGAAAUGGAGAAUCCAAUGGGGUCGGUGGGAUUGUAAAUCGAAAGAAAUGACUGUUGGAAUUGUCUACCAUGUUGAAUUUCUCAAGCUCAACUAAGAGGCAAUAGUCUGGAAAAUAAUAUUACCAGAUUGUUUGGCAGGCGUCUGUCAUUACGCGCGACCCGAUUGGCUAUGGCGUUUAUCAGGACAAGUUAUACCAUCUAGCGAGGUAGUAUAACUCUGCGUGAAUUUCCGCUCGUAAAGGUGAGAAAAUCCCUUGUUUUUGCUUGUGAAAACAGCUCGCAUUUUUUAACUAGUUAAAACCAAGACGAGGUGUUUUCACUGUAUUUCCGGACUUUUCCUGCUUUAUCUAGUUAAAAUUGUCCUAGUGAAAACACAGCCAAUAUUAAAUAGUCAAAAUUUCGUUUUCUCGCCGACAACUAUGCUAAAUUAGAGUUUCCAAGUUAUGAAUAUCGUCAUUUUUUCAUAAAAUAUUACAUAAACUUUUGCAAGUUUUUUUUUUCCAGUGCUAUAGUUUUCUUUUCGUGCUUAGAAACAACCGUGAUUUGACAGCUCUUGCUGAACAUAUUGAAAUGUUUUUUUAAAUGCACUAGAACAUCGCCAUUUUUUUUUUUUCAGCAGUCUUAGAACUGACUUGCCGGUUAACGGUCUCUUUAUACAAAGCAGAGACCAGGCUCGAAAACGGGUAAAAUUCCAGCUUGUCGUUUGGACAAACAACUUUCACAUUUUGACUUGCCCGGGACCACUUCUUGCUUGUUUUAGCUAAUGAUUUAGUUAGAGGAUGACAUACUUGGCCCCUUGCCAUCGGACAAGUGAGGUUUAAAAGUGACUUGUCCCGGACGACCGGACGGGACUUUAUUCAAGCCUCGAGAGACCAUGUUAUUUUGUACAAGAAUUCAUCAGGCAAUGAACGUUAUUCUAACUCAGUGUUCAUCGUCUGCAUGGCUAUAUCACUUUUCCUUCACCAUUGUAACUUCACGCACGAUUUAGUUCUCAAACCGCGGAAUGUAAGACAAAAUACACCAAGGCUGAUUCAGACGCCGAACUUUUCAUGUAGUUAAUUCAUUGUAUUAGGUUCGGCAAAAGAAAAGUUCGACGUCUGAACCGGGCCUACAGCUCAUUACCCUUUGUAGUUUUACCGCCUACCUAAAUGCCUUUAACAACUGCUGUCAGAGAUUAAUAAAACCAGGAGCCUUUUACAUCGGUUUCUCAGAAACUCAGAGAUAGGGCUUUUGUUCGCAGAGUACAGCAAUAUACAUUAUCAACAAUAUCUUUAGCCAAAAGGUUUUUCCCUCCUUGGAAAAAGGUUAAGAGAUAAUAUAUAUUGGUGCAGAAAUUAGUUCCCCCUCCCAUGAAAUUUACUGACUAAUAACGCAAUUAAAAUCGGACGGGAAAAGCUGGCCACAGUACCUUAUGGUGACAUGCUUGAAUUGAAACACACCAGCGGUUUGGAGACGUUUUUGUCUGGUAUCAAAGAAUCAGCCGACAUAACCGGUCACCUCAAAGGUGAUUAAAAUAAACUAAUAAAAGCUACUAUAAUAGCUACUUUGGAGAUAGGUUUACCUAAAAAAACUGUUGGACGCUUAAGGCCCAUUUGGCGAUAACAUUAUCAAAAAUUCGGCCAUAUAUAUUGCCACAAAAAGUAUCAAGCAUUUAUUUCGGAACUGAACUAAGAAUUUCGCGCCUCUAGUUUUCGCGGGAUUUAAACCUCGAACGAUUGAUUGAGAAGAUUAGAACCAAUAAGACCAAUUUUAACAUAUUUAAUAUCAUUCUUGACAACGAGGCUUGAGUUAAUAUAACAGAAAACAUACAUUGAUUAGUACCGGCUAACCAACAUGGAACAUUUUCCUACAGGUGUUACCUUUAAAUGUUUCCAGUGCAGUGGUAGCAUUCAGGAAUGUAACAGCAUGAGCGCUAAAAACGUUACUUGUGAAACCGGCCGGGACAGAUGCCUGAAAAAGAUGAUGAGCAAAGACGGCAAAGAAUCUGGUAUAUACGGGUGCGCAUCUUCUCUCGACUGCAGGGCGGCUGAGGCAUCUUGUACAGCGGUCGGGGAAGACAACGCCAGGGCAACGUGUACGUCCGAAUGCUGCAACACAACGUCUUGCAAUAGACCUCUAGCAAAAAGUAUGGUGCUUCUCUUAGAUUUAAUAUCCAAACUGAAUUUCAUUGUUGUUAAUCCUACUUAAGAUCAUCUUCAGGAUGACCGGCGGAUAGUAGGGUACAAGAGGCCCUUUACAGCUAGCCAUUCACGCGGUAGAAAACGCCAUCCUGGAGAACAAAAGUCGCACUGGGACAAGACAAACAAAAGAAAUUACCAUCUAAAAUUAUGUCUGCCUUUUGUUUGUCUUGUCCCAGUGCGUCCCUUGCUCUCCAGCACGGCGGUUUUGUACUUCGUGAAUGACAAGCUGCAAAGAGCCUAGUCCGUUUUAAAUUGGCCCUUAACAUGUUCAUAAGUCAUAUGGCACGAGAACGGCAACCUGGAGAAAAAGCAACAUUGUGGUACCUUAAGGGGUCUUUUGAAUCCGUUUGAAUGGCCCGGCAUAGUAAAUCGAACGUUCGAAAAUCGAACUCAAUCGAACUCAAUCGAACUCAAUCCGUGGAUUGAGUUCGAUUGAGUUCGGCAAUCGAACGAAAUCGAACACCACACUUUCAGUGAGUUCGAUUUCCGAACAAAUCGAAUUCAAUCGAACAAAUCGAACUCAAUCGAACUCAAUCCGUCUGAUUGUGUUCGAUUGAGUUCGGAAACCGAACUCAAUCGAACACAAUUAAAUGGAUUUCGUUCGAUUGGGUCUGGUGAACCUAUACAAAGCAAGCCCAAAGCAAGCCCGUCAAAGCAAGUUUUUCUUGCGCUUUUUUUACUAUUUAUUCACGAGUUCCUUUACAGUAUACAUUCAAUGCUUCGGCUCGCCUUGUUGAAAACUUUAGGAUAAUUGGGACAUUGAUACCACCUCCUCUUUGCCAGCGACCUUUAGGAUCAUCAAAUGGUGGCCCACAGACCCUACUAAAGGUGAAAAGUAUGCAUAAGUUUUGCUUCCCCUGUUUUUCAUAAGGGUUGCACAAUAUUAACUACUUGAGGCAAAUUAAUAUAUUCGCGAAUCCCUUACAAACAUCUUCACUUACCAAGUUAUCGAAGCAUUUACAGGCCACAGGGAAGCAACCAGUUCACGUUGAAGGUGACCUAAUUGUCCGCGCUCGUUUGCAAUUCGGAAUUAAGGCACGGCCUUUCUCGCCUAUUUUCUUUAAAACCCUGAAAACUUCGCCAUCCUUGACAUCAAAGCGGCAUUCCUAGUAGCCUUUGACUAUACAUUUGAAGCUUACGAUCCACAACGCAUCUGAAGCCAUUUCUGCGGAAUUUCUUCGUUUACGAAAAACACGUGCGCUACACUCAGGGCUGAAGUAGCUCGAGCUUCUAAGAUCUGGUAAUGGAUUUUCAACGUCUGUUUUACAUAAAUCACGAGUUCGAAAAUCGAACGUUCGAUUGGGUUCGAUUGAUUUUUUUUCUUUUCGGUGAGUUCGAUUUCGUUCGAUUGCCGAACUCAAUCGAACUCAAUCCACCGAUUGAGUUCGAUUGAGUUCGAUUUAGUUCGAUUGAAAUUUAGUUCGAUUGGGUUCGAUUUACUAUGCCGGGGAAUGGGCUCCAAAGUUUUAACAACCUCAUCCAGCCCCGUCCAACAAGCUCUUUACUUUCAUUCACUAACUUAGUUGCUUGCUGAUGUUGUAUCAGGUGACCAUCACAGCAAAUUUCGAAAUCUAUAAGAGUGUCAUAGUGUCUUACAGACACAAGGGAGCCUCGUUUUGCGUCUCUUUGAGGACGGCAGUCUCUGGAGGCUUCACUUUUUUCGGAAAUUAAACAAUAAAACUCCACAAUAUCUUGUACUUUGUUGACAGCUGAUUAUAUAUUUAUAAGUGGGUGGGAUAUGAUCGUGCCUGUGAGUGUGGUCCUAAAUAGGACUGUUGUUGACACAGAUUAACUUUUCGACAAACUGUGCGGUAUAACAUCUUCAGAGUCAAAAAUUAUUAUAUAUUUCAUUUAUAAUAACUAUCAGGUGACAACUUGAAGUGCUAUAUGUGUGAAAGCGCAAAAUCAAUGGACGACUGCGUGCAAAAAACUACGUCUGGACGCUGCGCAGAAGGACAAACAAAGUGCGGCAAGUUUACCACUGAAUUGAUCAUGCAAGGAAAGAAAGUCAUGGUGUAUCGAAAGGGAUGCCAAACUGAAACGUCCUGUAAAAAGGAAAAAGAUCUGUACGGCCAGGCCUGUGGAUCUGAUGACACCUGCGAAUUUCAUUGCUGUGAAGGAAAUUUGUGUAAUGCUGGCUCAUUUGCUUCUGUCAGCGUUGUGUCCCUCUUCACAUGCACUUUGCUGUAUAUUCUUUAUAUCUAGGACAGUGCUGUAUGGUAACACCAAUGGUUAUAUGCCAGCUGCACGUCAUUUACAGGCAAUCAUAUUCAAGAAUAAUUUAGCUCAGCAUAUUUAAGGUAGACCCUUCCCGUUAAAAGACAUUUUUUACUGAAGACAUUACUCCGAGAAGUGUAGGUUAAGCUAAAGAAAAAAAGAAUAGCACCACUUAAUGGCUGGUAAACGUUUAUUCUUCGUGAUUUUUGUUCAGGUACCCACAACAUCGAGCACAAGCUUAAGCCGUAAAGGAAAAUAACUAGGUUAGCGUAGGUUUUUUAACAGCUAUUCAAGCUUUUAAGUCUUAAGAUGUCAAAUAAAGCUAAUCAUUCUGAAUAUGUCGGGAUUCCUUUCAAGAUCCAAAUGUAAAUCCAACGGGGUAGGUUGACCCAGGGCGCGGACCGGGAUCCCAUCCUCGCCAUCCAUGGGGCUAGGAAUUUUUUGUUCGUAAAAAUUAACUCGUUGGUUUUUCUUCUGGAAGUGCAUGUACUAGGAUCUACGAAGUUAUGUUUGAAAC